Cavia porcellus (domestic guinea pig) is the source of this 1815-nucleotide messenger RNA. It is a transcript of the gene Lyrm1, whose product is annotated as LYR motif containing 1. Lineage: Eukaryota; Metazoa; Chordata; Mammalia; Rodentia; Caviidae. The coding region runs from base 571 to 942 and encodes 123 amino acids. The record is from RefSeq and is a predicted model, not a curated record. The transcript is spliced from 6 exons. Gene Ontology annotation, cellular component: mitochondrion.
GAGAAACAUAGCCAAAGGAGGGGAGGGAAAAUAGGGAGAGGAUGAAAUUGGCUAUAUUGUUGGAUACGUCGGAAAAUAGGAUAGAAUAGAAAGUUUAGAAAGGCUCUAGGCUAGCCCUGACCUGGAACUAAUACUCCCUCAUAAGUGCUCCCGGUGGUUUGGCCUGGCCUGGUUUACCGGACCUGCGGAUGCUCAGUCGCCUGGGGUUCUGCAAAACUUCUGGUGCCGCCUCCCCCCAGCCUGCCCCCAGCCUGCCAGGGGCUGCGGCGCUUCUGUGGGUGGGGGAAGGUAGGAUUGACGCAGACCAUUGGCACCACAAUUGUGGUUGUACUCAUAAUGUAGUGAAAAGGCUAUCAGACAAAGAAGCCUGCCUGGCAAGCACAAGGUCGUGAGUUUGAUCCCCGGUACCAGAAAAAAAAUAAUCAGAAAGCCUGCGUUUCACUUUUGGAUCUGCUCUGCACCAACAGAACAAAGUAGAUUAAAAGUUGCAAAAUGGACAAGUUUUAGAAGGGCAGGGACCCUUGGCUGCUUAUUUAUCCCUAUAUCUCUGGAUGCCCAUGUACCUGGUGUAUGAUGACAACAGCAACACGGCAAGAAGUUCUUAGUCUCUACCGUAGCAUUUUCAGGCUUGCGAGGAAAUGGCAUGCUGCAUCAGGACACAUGGAAGACACCAUCAAAGAAAGGAAAUAUAUACUGAAUGAGGCCAGAACAUUGUUUCGGAAAAACAAAAAUCUCACAGACACAGACCUAAUUAAACAGUGUAUAGCUGAAUGUACAGCCAGGAUUGAAAUCGGUCUACAUUACCAGAUUCCUUACCCAAGGCCGAUUCAUCUACCUCCAAUGGGCCUUACCCCACUACGAGGCCGAGGAUUUCGAACUCAGGAGAAGCUGAGGAAACUUUCCAAACCAGUAUAUCUCAAGUCUCAUGAUGAAAUUUCCUAACCCAGAAGAAAGUUUGUGAAAAUGAUGAACCAACUAGAUCUUGAUGUAAACCAGAUGAGAUCCUUUUCUUCUUAAAGGAAGAAAUUCAGAUUUCUUCUUCAGAUCUCCGGAGUUAUUCCUCAUUAUGAUGCUGUUUACCUAGUCAUCCCAAGGGUUUGUCAGGGUCUUGUUGCUUGAGCACAUGACAUUCACCCUCGCAGUCAUGGACCAUACAUGCUCAUUGAGACCACAUUUGGAAAUAGAUUGAGGCCUGUGGGAGGAAGGCUAAUGAUGAUAAAACUUCGUGAGAACCUCAUUCACCGCUCACCAGCUUAAGCAAAAAAACCAGUCAGUUUCUGGAAGUGCUUAUGGCUACUAUAAUAUGGCUACUCUAAAACAUAUACCAUGCCCAGAAUAACUUUGAAGGUUUUUUUUCCCUCCAAGUUACAUAUUUUCUUAAAACUUAGUGUAGUAUGUGCUUUUAUUUUUUUGGAUGGUCUUUUGAUUCUCCCAAUUUCCAGAUAAACUUCUCCUUAAAAACACAUUUUUGAAUUGAUCACAGUUUUUCAUGGAAAUUUUCCAUGACAUCCAUUUCUUCUCUAUAUACACAAAAGUGCAUGCCUUAGUAAAUGUGUAUAUUUAUCUUACCUUAAAGCCUGUGAUUACCUAAGACGACCUGGGAUCUGAGAAAACUUCCAUGAAACUCAUACUGCGUUCAUUGGAUUUUACUUUAGCAUAAUUAAAGUACAAGGUCUGAGGUGGUUUUCAAAUUACAUCUAAAGAGAAGUGGGGCAAGUAGAGAUGAGAGUUGUUGGCAAGUUAUUUGUACAUCAGUGUUAUUACAUCUUAACUUCAAAUAGAGUGGGUAUUGCCAAUAAAGACAAAUCUCUAUCA